GCAUAUCAUAUAUAAAUUAAUCAGUGAGGUGAAAAUAAAAAAAAUAAAAACCGCUAAAAAAACAUUAAUAACAAUCAUUUAAUGCCUCUUCAAACAGUGAACCCAGAGCCCCGUAGGUCCUUGCGAUAAUAGGACCCUAUUUAAGGGCAUGGAGUAACAUCUUUCAAAUCUUUUCUAAACAAAACAAAAAAAAGUUUUAAAAAAUUAAAGUAGUUGAAAGUUCUAAAACUAAUUAAAGCAAUAUAAAUUUUUUUCCCACUUCCUGGUCAAGAAAAGGUUGCACGAAGUAAAUAUGAGCUAUUUUCCAUUCAUAAUUUUUACAUUUUUUUUCCCUAUUCUGUGUUAUGAGCUUUAAUUUUUAAGUAAAAAUCGUGAUCAUAUUAAAUAAAUAACUUUGCGUUUCGAGACAGAACAUUACAUAAUGCUUUAAUAACAAUAGGUAUAAGAUUCACCGUAGAAGAUGUAUUUGAAUUUAAAAAAACAACUAACUUUUCCAGCAAGUAAAAUACACGUUCAAUCUGACAAUCAUCAAACCAGAGAAGCAUGUUCGGUUUUAUUUUGUUGCAUGCACAGUUUCGAAGAGCGAAGGAAAUUUUUUUUUCCUUUUCUAUGCAGCUGAGAAUUUUCAGUAUUUUAAUUUGGUUCAUAAUUUGCUGAACGAUGGAGAUAAAAUUUAUAUUUAAAUGGUAUUUUGACUACUCUUGCAUUUUGGAAUGUCUAACAGGAUCUUGUGUAUUUAAAUGUGAGAAAGUCCAGAACUAUAUCAGCAAUGAUGACAAGAGCAUGACAAGAGAAAAGGAAAAUCUACAGUCUUACACAUGGAUGUAUACAGAAGAAACACCAGGUCAAAAUGAAUGGGAUAUAAUUUACAAAACAUGCAGCAGUAAUUAUCAGUCGCCAGUAGACAUUGAUACGGACACCACCUUCAAAAGUGAGAGGAUAAAAUGCAUUCGCUUCAUAAAUUUUGACUUCCUAUUACGUGAACCUAGACUUUUAAACAAUGGACGAACAGUUGAAAUUAAGUGCAGUAACAAAAGGAGCUUUGCCAUAAAAGAGGGUGGACUAGAUGAUACCUUUCUGUUCCGGCAACUUCAUUUCCAUUGGGGUAUCUCGGAUAGUGAUGGUUCUGAGCAUCGAAUUAAUGGAAUUCAAUUUCCUUUGGAGACUCACUUGGUUUUUGAAAGUCUGAAAAAUACUACGAAUGGAGGAAAGACACUAGCAGUUUUGGCUAUCUUUUUCAAGAUUUCAGCUGAAAAAAACGUUAUUUUGGAUCCUAUAUUCAGAACUUUGACGAAGAUUCGUAAUGUUGAGGACGAAGAGCCAAUUUUAAGCAAACUCCGCUUACGUGACCUCCUACCAAGGAAUACCAAGAAAUACUUUCGGUACGAGGGUUCUUUGACAACACCACCUUGUACAGAAGGAGUCGUAUGGACUGUUUUUUCGGAGACUUUAUCAUUAUCUAAAGAACAGAUGGAAAAAUUUCGACAAUUGCACCUCAUUGGCCAGACUUCUCAUAAUUUAUCUUUCAACCAUCGCCCAGUGCAAAAACUUAAUAAUAGAAUAAUUUUAGAGUCAAAAUCUAUUUCGAACUGAGACAAUAAAAACUGCUGUUAUAUUGUUU
Molecule: messenger RNA, 1621 nt
Organism: Parasteatoda tepidariorum (common house spider)
Lineage: Eukaryota; Metazoa; Arthropoda; Arachnida; Araneae; Theridiidae
Product: putative carbonic anhydrase 3
Molecular function (GO): zinc ion binding; carbonate dehydratase activity
Source: RefSeq, a predicted model, not a curated record